Rhincodon typus (whale shark) is the source of this 1247-nucleotide messenger RNA. Its product is annotated as protein argonaute-4-like. Gene Ontology annotation, molecular function: protein binding; RNA binding. The coding region runs from base 114 to 1247 and encodes 377 amino acids. The transcript is spliced from 10 exons. Lineage: Eukaryota; Metazoa; Chordata; Chondrichthyes; Orectolobiformes; Rhincodontidae. The record is from RefSeq and is a predicted model, not a curated record.
CCGUGUUCCGGUGUCUUGCUCUUGGGCCGCAUGCGCAAUAAUUGUGUUGUCCGAAGCGUCGGUUUGUGGGGGAUUCGGACUCGAUACGAAACGGCGAAUCGGCAGCUGCGGGAAUGGAGUCGGUGGCGCCAGCCCCUCCUGCAACCACCAACCUGUUUCAGCCACCUCGCAGGCCAGGUCUUGGCACUGUAGGAAAGCCUAUACGUCUGCUAGCCAAUCACUUCCAGGUUCAAAUCCCGAAAAUUGAUGUUUACCAUUAUGAAGUGGACAUUAAACCAGAGAAACGCCCCCGCAGAGUUAACAGAGAAGUGGUUGAUACCAUGGUCCGACACUUCAAGAUGCAAAUUUUUGGAGAUCGGCAACCGGGUUAUGAUGGGAAAAGGAAUAUGUACACUGCAAAUCCGUUACCAAUUGGCCGAGAGAGGGUUGACUUGGAAGUGACCCUUCCUGGGGAAGGCAAAGACCAAACCUUCAAGGUCUCCAUACAAUGGGUUUCGGUCGUCAGUCUACAGUUGCUGUUAGAAGCUUUAGCAGGACAUCUUAGUGAAGUUCCUGAGGAUUGUGUGCAAGCACUUGAUGUUGUCACAAGACACCUCCCCUCAAUGAGGUAUACUCCAGUGGGUCGAUCCUUCUUCUCUCCUCCAGAGGGUUACUACCACCCAUUAGGUGGAGGUAGAGAAGUCUGGUUUGGUUUUCAUCAAUCUGUCCGACCUGCCAUGUGGAAUAUGAUGCUAAACAUUGAUGUGUCUGCAACAGCAUUUUACAGAGCUCAGCCAGUAAUUGAGUUCAUGUGUGAAGUACUAGACAUUCAGAACAUCAAUGAGCAAACCAAACCACUGACUGACUCUCAGCGUGUAAAGUUUACCAAAGAAAUAAGAGGUCUGAAAGUGGAGGUGACUCACUGUGGACAGAUGAAAAGGAAGUACAGAGUAUGUAAUGUUACCCGACGGCCGGCCAGUCACCAGACGUUUCCUCUGCAACUGGAAAAUGGGCAAGCAAUGGAAUGUACAGUGGCACAAUAUUUCAAACAAAAAUAUAAUUUGCAGCUUAAGUAUCCUCACCUACCUUGUCUACAGGUAGGACAAGAGCAGAAGCACACCUACCUGCCACUUGAGGUAUGUAACGUUGUAGCAGGGCAGCGCUGUAUCAAGAAACUAACAGACAAUCAAACGUCAACAAUGAUCAAAGCAACAGCACGAUCAGCGCCCGACCGACAAGAGGAGAUUAGUCGUCUGAAUGAAGUCUAG